AUGUCUUCAAACCCGCAGGAGACCAACGCAGCCGAAAACAAUGGUGACGAGCAGUCCGCCGGUGCCCGACAAAUCCGCCAGCAUGGCGACCAAUUUAUGGCCGUAACCACGACCGAAGACCUCGCGGGUACAAUGAGGGAACUUUUUUCGCGUUCUGGGGCUGGGCCGGAUGUUCCAUUGACCUUUCAUCUCACCAAUAUUACGCGGUUGCGCGCUCUUUCAGUCACGCCGCCGCCCUUCCCCAGGAAGUUUUCUGAAUUCGAGGCCGAGGUUCGGUUAGACCAAGAGGAAGCCGAGAAAGAGAUACCCUGUGGCAAUUGCCUCACGCCUGGUCACAAAGUCCGAGACUGUGUCCACCCCGCUGACGAUGGCUUUAUCCAUGGCUGUCCUGUUUGCAACAAAGCUGACCACGAGUCGGCCGAUGGCUGCAAGAUCCCAUGGCCGCGACGCCCAAAGAAGCUGUCUUGGGCAAUCGAGCGCCGUGCUCAUCGCCCUACCUUGGCCGCUUUUGCCAACUGGGUCGACAUGUUCAUUGAGGCCAAAGAGGCGGGCGACACGGCCUUGCCGCAAAACUUCCCGUGGACGCCAAGUUUCUGCAAGAGCCUAAUGGAACACCAGACUCAGCCCUGGACAAUGUUCGACUACGCCAAAAAUGACCUGUCAGACUUGCCAAAGGAUCCCGAAACGGCCGAUCAGGAUACUGUCAUGGAGAAUCUGGCCUGGCUUCGUGAUAUUCCGAGCUGUGUUGAUCGCAUUCCCGGCGGCAACCCAUGGGUCCCAUUGAAGCGGGAACCGGACGAAGAAAUGUUUGAGCCCGAGAGCCAUGGAAUGGAAUACCUUAGCAUCGUCGAAGACGACGUGGUGGAGGAUGACGACGGCUACAUGCCUUGA
This is a messenger RNA of Metarhizium acridum CQMa 102, 891 nucleotides long. RefSeq lists its product as uncharacterized. Gene Ontology annotation, molecular function: zinc ion binding; nucleic acid binding. The record is from RefSeq and is a predicted model, not a curated record. NCBI's taxonomy places the organism in Eukaryota, Fungi, Ascomycota, Sordariomycetes, Hypocreales, Clavicipitaceae.